AUGUCCAAGACGGCGAGCGACUCGAGACCAUGGGUGGAAAAGUACCGGCCGCGCAAGAUUGCGGAGGUCUCCCAGCAGGUUGAAGCAAAGCGGCUUCUGUCUCGCAUAAUUGAAACAGGAAAUAUGCCACAUUUACUAUUCUUCGGUCCUCCCGGAUCCGGAAAAACAUCGGCAGCCUUGGCACUUGUCAAAGAGCUCUUCGGGCGAGAAGACGCUAAGACGCGACUGUUAGAACUCAAUGCGUCCGACGAAAGAGGCAUUCGAGUUGUUCGUGAAAAGAUCAAGAAAUACACUCGAACAAACACUCCGAAGGGAAAGAUCAACCCAGAAACUGGCAGGGAAAUGCCACCUUGGAAGGUCGUGAUGCUGGAUGAAGCAGAUAUGAUGACACCGGAUGCGCAGGCAGCUUUACGACGAAUCAUGGAAGCCUUCGCGCGGAACACACGAUUUAUUAUCAUAUGCAACUAUGUCCACAAAAUAAUUGAUCCUCUUUUCAGCAGAUGUUCUCCUCACCGGUUUGAACCCGUGUCUCCUGAGGCUCAAAUCGAGCGUCUUCAGAUGAUUUGCAAGGCAGAGAGUUUGACAGUAGCGAGCCGAGCACUCGAACGCCUCAUGAGUCUCACAUGCGGCGAUCUACGCCGCGCCGUCAAUCUCUUACAGUCUGCAGCAGGUAUUCACCGCACAAUCACAGAGGAUGCAAUUCUAGAGGUUGCCGUUCACCCCCCUUCAUACGUCGUCCAAAGUGUCCUGAGCGCCUGCGCGACUUCUCCUGAUGCUGUCAACGAGAUAGCAGAAGAAGUUGCAAAUCAGGGCUGGGACGUGGCGCUGCUACUUCAAGAGAUGGUUGUGGAAGUUGUCAAGUCAGAUCAUCUCUCCGAUUUGCAGAAGGCCACAAUUCUCCAUGAACUCGGUGUUACAGAGUUCGCUGUUUUGCAAGGUAGGGAGUUGCUGCCCCUUGCAAUGAGCUAA
This is a messenger RNA of Cyclospora cayetanensis, 969 nucleotides long. RefSeq names its product replication factor C subunit 2. Bases 1 to 969 code for a protein of 322 amino acids. The transcript is spliced from 12 exons. Gene Ontology annotation, cellular component: DNA replication factor C complex; nucleus. The record is from RefSeq and is a predicted model, not a curated record. Gene Ontology annotation, molecular function: DNA clamp loader activity; DNA binding; ATP binding. NCBI's taxonomy places the organism in Eukaryota, Apicomplexa, Conoidasida, Eucoccidiorida, Eimeriidae. Gene Ontology annotation, biological process: DNA repair; DNA-templated DNA replication.